Messenger RNA from Myripristis murdjan (pinecone soldierfish), 2454 nucleotides. It is a transcript of the gene gata4, whose product is annotated as GATA binding protein 4. The record is from RefSeq and is a predicted model, not a curated record. The coding region runs from base 131 to 1297 and encodes 388 amino acids. Gene Ontology annotation, molecular function: DNA-binding transcription factor activity, RNA polymerase II-specific; zinc ion binding; RNA polymerase II cis-regulatory region sequence-specific DNA binding. Gene Ontology annotation, cellular component: nucleus. Lineage: Eukaryota; Metazoa; Chordata; Actinopteri; Holocentriformes; Holocentridae. The transcript is spliced from 6 exons. Gene Ontology annotation, biological process: positive regulation of transcription by RNA polymerase II; negative regulation of transcription by RNA polymerase II; cell fate commitment.
AAAAGGCAGAUCUCGGGUCAGUGAGGACAGGGCAGACUUUCGGUUUGGAUUAAUUCACAGAAAACCCCGGCGUACGUUCUUCGUGAUUAUCUUUCCUAUCAACGCGGAUGUCCACCCUCCAGGAGAGGAUAUGUACCAGGGCAUAAUGACUACCAACCACGGACCCCCUUCCUAUGAGGCCGGAUUUCUGCACAAUGCCUCGGCGGGCACCUCUCCGGUUUACGUGCCCACCACCCGGGUCGUCACCCCCAUGAUCCCGGCGCUGCCUUACCUCCAGACGCCCGGUGCAUCGCAGCAAAGCAGCCCCGUGUCGAGCCACUCUGCCUGGGCUCAGCCGGGCGCCGAGUCGGUCCCUUCGUACAACCACUCCCCGGUGUCUCCCCGAUUCACCUUCUCCACCAGCCCGCCCCUAUCAUCCGGCGUGGCCACGGCCAGGGAGACGGCGGCCUCCUACUCCAGCCCACUCAACAUCUCCGCCAACGGGAGGGAGCACUACGGAGCCCGGGGCCUGAGCGGCUCCUAUCACAGCCCCUACACGGCCUACAUGAGCCCGAACGUGGGCGGGACAUGGCCGGCGUCCGCCUUCGACAGCCCCGUCCUGCACGGUCUGCAAGCAGGGGCGCCUCCAGGCACCACACGGCACCCAAACAUAGACCUCUUUGAUGACUUUGCUGAGGGGCGAGAGUGUGUGAACUGUGGGGCGAUGUCGACCCCCCUGUGGAGGCGGGAUGGUACGGGCCACUACCUUUGUAAUGCCUGUGGGCUGUACCACAAGAUGAACGGCAUCAACAGACCUCUCAUCAAGCCUCAAAGGCGACUGUCAGCAUCAAGAAGGGUGGGCCUGUCCUGCACCAACUGUCACACCACCACCACCACCCUGUGGCGACGAAACGCUGAGGGAGAGCCUGUGUGCAACGCCUGUGGCCUCUACAUGAAACUCCAUGGGGUCCCACGACCCCUGGCUAUGAAGAAGGAAGGGAUCCAGACCCGCAAACGUAAACCUAAGAACCUCAACAAGUCCCAAACUGGGCCUCCCGGUGGUGAGGGGACUCCCACCACACCAAACAGCACUCCUCGUGCCCCCCCCACCUCAGAGGAGCCCCGCCAGAUAAAGACAGAGCCAGACACGACCAGCCUGUACACACACCACAGCACACACGCACAGAUUUCAGCCUUGCCAGCCUACAUGGCAGCUCAAGGAGGCGCCAUUCCUCUCAAGAUGUCCCCUGGCAGCCACAGCCACAGCGGCUCGUCCAGCUCUAAAUCUGAGCCCUGGAACAACCUAAUCCUGGCCUAGAAAACCUAUAACCCGACAUCUCACCUCCAGCUAUACAUAGGCAUAAAACUCUCCUGAGAGACGAGGUCAUCCCGAAAGCCCCCCCCCUGCUCUGGCUGUGAGAUUAUAACCAAAGCCACUUAUAUGCACAGCAUAGUGCCUUACAUUUCACAGGUCUGGGAUGAAAAUGUGGAAGCCAGCACAGAACUGGAGACCCUUAACAGUGCCACACAGGUUUGAAGAUCAGCUAAUAUGAAAAAUCAUAGCAAUCAUGGACUGAAUGAAGUUCAUGUUUCAGAAUGAUUCAUUAGCAACACUGUGAUUCGAUCAGAAAUUACACCAGGAAAGAGGAACCUGUGGGUUCUCUUGUCCAUUCUGCCAUGCCACUGCAGGGACUUAAGGUGCUGGAGAGAUACUGUGCCAUAACCCAAUGACUAAAAAACAGAUUUGAUUUCCGUGAGCCAGGUUCUGCUUUGCUAAUUCACUAGUAUUGUCUUUUGUUUUGAAUCAUUUGCAUGUCCUUAUUUACAGUUAGCCAAAGAAAUGAGCACCAUGGGAUGUAGAGAAUCACAGGAGGCCUUUAUCUUGAAGCUAGCGCUUUAAGUAGUUCUCAUCAUUCAGAUUUGCCAGUCCAAUAUCAUGGAUGUUUGAAAAUUUUUGAUAAAAUUUUUGAUAUCCAUAAGUGCAAGAUAAGCUAAGCAGGAGCACUUCUAGUAAGUGGAGAGAAUUACUCGAUAUCCAUCACUCCUAAGACUAGCUAUGACAUGGCGUAUAGAUAAAAUAUAUAUCUAUAUCUGUAUCUAUACCUAUUUCGAUAGAUAGAUUGACAGUUAUAUAGAUAUAGAUAUAGAUAUAUAGAUGUACAUGACUGAUAUAUAUGACUCAGUGCACAGGUACAGUUCCCUGGUGGCCUAUUACCCUUACUGUGCCUGUAUACUGUAAGCUAUUUUCCUUUUGAUUUACAGUAUAGCAAAUAUAUUUCAGUACUGACAUCUCUUUGACUGACACAUAAUUAUGAUAAACUACCUAUACAGCUAGUAAGUUGCACAAGAUAAAUGUGAUGCUGAUGCAAUUACCUGCACAUAUCUCCCUGCCCUGUGCUAACAAGUGCAGGUAUGCAUCCAGAGAAUUCACCUCCCUGACUUUUUGUAAAAAAAAAAAAAAAAAAAGAAAAGAAA